GCGUACUAAGCGCUUGCUUAGGGCCCCGCGGCCACCAGGGGGCCCCCAAAAGCAAUUAACAAAAAUGUCUUAUUUUUUAUUUUUUGCAUGUACGAGUCUGACUGAUGAUUUCUAAAUGAUCAAAGAUAUAUUAUUGUACAAAAACACAAUUUUAGGUCAACAGAGUGCUGCUGCUGAUCUAGGCCUAGUGAUUCUUCCUGCCUCUCUUUAAAUGUAAAACUGCGCCUCUGCUGCACCUGUGACGUUUGCCGCCCGCCGUGCAAUGCCAGUGCGCACUGGGCAUCAAAAGCGCAGAUAGAGGCAAAACAAUGUCACAAAAAAGGACAUAUCCUUCAGGUGCAGAAAAAAGGAAGAAGAAGAAAGUGGAAGAGGAGAAAAAAUGCCAUGAUAAAGGAGCAUUGUUAAAAUACUUUGGAGGCACAGAAUCAGCCCAGAGCCAGUCCACAUCCUCAGGCUCAACUGUGAGUGAUGAAUCAGGUCCAUCUCCAUCCUCUACAGUGCUCUCUCACACACCUCCACCCUCUGUGCCCACUGUCCCCUCCAUGUCUGAAACCACAGCUGAUUUAUCUACAACUUCCACCACAACGUCCCCUUCACACCAUGGACCAUCAUCAGCUCCGCCAGUUGACCCAGCUGAGUGGCCUUCUUUCCUCUCAGAUUCAGACAGGACUGAGCAGGUGAUCAGAGGACCACUGUCUAUUAAGGAGAACUUUUCAUUCCCCAAACGGCAUGAUGGCCGAAGUUUUCAUUAUCAUUAUACCUACAGACAGCUAGUCAAUGGAGAAAAAGUCAAGCGUAGCUGGCUGACUUAUUCAAGAAGUAAAGAUGCAGUCUAUUGCUUUUGCUGCAAAUUAUUUUCCAAAAAGUCCUAAAAACUGGCAGCCGAGGGACAGCGGGAUUGGGUCAACAUAGGUGCACUGCUGAAACAGCAUGAAAACAGUGAAGAUCAUUGUAGCAACAUGGUGAAAUGGAAGGAAUUUCCCUUGCGUCUUUCAAAGGGGAAAACUAUUUAGAAUUUAACUUCAGUAGACUGCGCUCUCUUUGUACAAAGUAAACAUUAAAUAUGAACAAUUAACUAAAAAUAUAAACUAGUAAUUAAAGACUAAUAUGUACAAGACUGAUGAGACAAGAUGACACUUUUACCGUAAAUGCAAAGCUUUAUCACUUGGACUGUUCAACCCCAGGCCACUCUUGUAGCUGAAUGUUUUCUACAUUUUAAGAUUAGGAACCAUAUGUGGCACUCUGGACAUCAUUCGUUCAUUCAUUGGUAUUAUUUAUGUUAUAAACUGGGCCACCCCCAUAUCUUUAUAAAUGACAUGUC
Messenger RNA from Nerophis lumbriciformis (worm pipefish), 1321 nucleotides. NCBI's taxonomy places the organism in Eukaryota, Metazoa, Chordata, Actinopteri, Syngnathiformes, Syngnathidae. The record is from RefSeq and is a predicted model, not a curated record.